Patiria miniata (bat star) is the source of this 2560-nucleotide messenger RNA. RefSeq names its product ATP-dependent RNA helicase DHX33-like (gene dhx33). Gene Ontology annotation, biological process: positive regulation of transcription by RNA polymerase I. Lineage: Eukaryota; Metazoa; Echinodermata; Asteroidea; Valvatida; Asterinidae. The record is from RefSeq and is a predicted model, not a curated record. Gene Ontology annotation, cellular component: nucleolus; intracellular anatomical structure. Gene Ontology annotation, molecular function: ATP binding; RNA binding. The transcript has 23 exons. Bases 225 to 2216 code for a protein of 663 amino acids.
AUUGCUACCCACGUGUUUUUUGUUGAAUGGAUGAGCGCGUCGUGAAUUGCUCACAUUUACAGUUCAUAUUUUCUAUCCUACGAAGACGACCGGAUUCUGGAAAUAAAAUAUAUGCAUCCGUGGUAUACAUAGAAGAAGGUCUAAAUGUGUAGAUCCAUCGAGACGUGAGUUUUCCUGAACAAAAAAAAAUUAGCAAAUGAAAAGUUGCAAAAUAAUUUAACAUCAUGAACUCUGGAAACCCUUUGCCAAAGCGGCAAAGGUUCUCGAAUGGGAAUGGCAUGGACCAAUCAGAGGACUUGUACCAGCACCGCUGCAGUCUGCCCAUCUAUUCUGCUAGAGGGAAGCUGAUGCGUGAGCUGAGGCGAAAUGCAAGCUCCAUCGUGAUUGGUGAAACGGGAAGUGGCAAAACCACACAAAUACCCCAGUACUUGGUGGAAGGCAACAUGUGCAAAGGGGGAACUAUUGCCUGCACUCAGCCCCGUCGCGUAGCAGCCAUCUCCAUAGCAACACGGGUCGCAAAAGAAAUGAAUGUGAAUCUUGGAGAAGAGGUUGGGUACUGUGUGCGAUUUGAUGACACCACAUCUGCCAAGACAAAAAUUAAGUACAUGACGGAUGGGAUGCUACUUCGAGAAGCGAUCUUGGAUCCGAAACUUUCCAAAUACAGCUUUGUAAUCCUAGAUGAAGCCCACGAGAGAACGGUCCACACCGAUGUCCUGUUUGGCGUCGUCAAGAAGGCACAGAAGCAGCGAUCUGGAAACGAGGCUCGAGCUCUGAAAGUCUUGGUCAUGUCAGCAACAAUGGACGUCGACCAUUUCUCGCGGUAUUUCAACAACGCACCAGUCUUGUACCUCCAAGGAAGGCAACAUCCAAUACAGUUGCUUUACUCCAGUGAUUCCCAGAGUGACUACCUCUUUGCUGCAAUGGUCGCCGUCUUUCAGAUUCAUCAGAAGCAGCCAGCCGGUGAGGACAUGCUGGUGUUUCUUACGGGUCAAGAAGAGAUUGAGACCUUAGUGAGGUCCAUCAAGGAAGUUGCCAGAGAUCUUCCCUCAGAUUGCCCUGGCAUAGUGGUUACUCCAAUGUACGCAGCUUUACCAUCCCAUCUGCAGAUGAAAGUCUUUCAGCCAACACAGCCUGGUAGACGGAAGAUCAUUCUAUCCACCAAUAUCGCAGAGACAUCUGUCACAAUCCCAGGCAUCAAACACGUGAUAGACACUGGAAGGGUCAAGGCAAAGAGCUACCAGCCGGGUAGUGGGUUAGACUUGCUCAAAGUGCAGUGGAUCUCACAGGCCCAAGCCUGGCAACGAACGGGCAGAGCAGGACGAGAGGACAGUGGCACCUGCUGGCGACUGUACACUGAGAAUGAGUUUACUCGUCUGCCUGCGAACACCAUACCUGAAAUACAGAGAUGUAACCUUGCCAGUGUGGUGCUGCAGCUACUUGCCCUGAAUAUACGCGACGUGUUGACGUUUGACUUUAUGGAUCCUCCUAAGAAAGAGUCUCUUAGCAGCGCUCUGGAGCAGUUGCAACUGCUUGGUGCAGUGGAUAAGGAAAAUAACCAGCAGUUGACCCCGAUCGGCAGACAGAUGUCGGUGUUUCCUCUUGAGCCCAGACUAGCUCGGGUCAUUCUAGCUUCCAAGCAACAUGGCUGCCUUGAGGAAAUUUUGACCAUCGUGUCCUUACUGUCCGUGGAAUCCAUCCAGCACUCGCCACAAAACAAGAGAGAGGCUGCGCUAGCCGCAUGGAGGAAGUUUCUAUCCAGCGAGGGUGAUCAUGUGACCUUACUGACUAUCUACAGGGCCUACAAAGGGGUCAAGGGAAAUAAGGAUUGGUGUUUUGAGAACUUUGUUCAUCAGCGUAACAUGCGCCAUGCCAUUGAGAUUCGAGCCCAGCUGAGAGACCUGUGCGUCAAGGCCGGCUUGCCUUUCAUGUCGUGUGGUCAGGACACUACACCAGUCAGAAAAUGCCUUGUUCAGGGUCUGUUCAUGAAUUCGGCUGAGCUACAAAGAGACGGCACAUACAUCACACUUGAUCGUAAGCAGGCAGUCAGCAUCCACCCCUCCUCCUGCCUCUUCCAAUGCAAACCUGCCUACCUCCUCUACAAUGAACUGGUCCAAACUACCAAGUGUUACAUGAGAAACGUGUGUGUGAUCGAUCCUCAGUGGCUGUACGAUGUUGCCCCAGAUUACUUCCGACAGAGAGUGUCUCGAAACAGGUGACAAGGUGAGGUGAGAUUUGGGAACAAGGACCCCAAACCAAUGGAACUUUAUAAUAUUCACAGAAGGAAAUCCCCAACUGCAAGCUUUUGAAGUCCGUGUGUUACGUGGGUCUUACCGUCCCGAACUCGACCAUGUUGGUAACUUGAAAUAUUAAGGUGGGCUAUCUUCAGCUGCAAAUUUAGAAUGUGGGUCUACUUCGCAUUCCAACUUAUGCUAAUGUAUACAAUUGCUAGAUGAUUUCAGUAGUUGUAAGCGGUGGGAUUAAGUCUGUAUUUUUUAAAAUUUGGUUUGAAUUCCACCAUUCGGUUUCGAUUUUGGUAACAGCAUAUUCGAAACCAGCCUUA